Molecule: messenger RNA, 944 nt
Organism: Dentiscutata erythropus
Lineage: Eukaryota; Fungi; Glomeromycota; Glomeromycetes; Diversisporales; Gigasporaceae
Source: the annotation of a GenBank genome assembly
UUCGCAUUCAAACACCGAAUCAAUUGAAAAUGGUUUGGCUGAAAACAUAUUGGAAAAUUCGCAUAAUUUAAAUGAAAAUUCAAUCAGAAAAGAUCUAAUGGCAAACACCUUGGACACAUUCGAUAAUCCAAAUAUCACAUUGGAAAAUUUGUAUAAUUCAAAUGAAAAUUCAAUCAAAAAUAAGAAGCAUAAACUAUUAGCACGAUUCAACGGCAAACACCUUGGACACAAUAAUCCAAAUAACAUUUCAAAUGCUGCAAAUCCUAUAAUCAUAAUAGAAUAUGAUUCGACAUUGCAUAAUCCAAAAGAAAAAGUCAUCGAAUCUAUUGAAUUAGAGUCAGAUAAUAUGGAUGAUAAGAAGUCGAGUAAGGCCCGGCGUUUAAAGUAUUUUUAUUUGAAAACUACUUUACAAGAGUUAAAUAUUGAAAAUAUGGAAAAUCAACUUUUUUCAAAUAACUCGGUUGAAAGUUUUCUUAUGGAAGAUUUCGACCAUCUAUUUCUCAACGAUGAGGAAGUUACCUAUUCUUUAUUUGAAAAACUUGGAUUAGCAAAACAUACUAUCAAGGAAGCAAGGUUGCACAUGUUGGUUAAAUUACAUAGACCUUACAUGUCACUUGCCGUAAUUUACGCGACAGAAUACCAAGAAGAAAAUGACAAAUUUCCAAGCCAUAAAGUUCUACGUGGGAAAUUAAGUACAAAAAUACAAGAACUUUUUGGAAUUAGUAAACGAUAUGAAAGAAGAUAUUGGGCAGGGACAUUGUGGUUAAUUGAAUUGCUUCAUAUAACCACCUGCCCUGCUGCAAUUCUCAUUAAAGCAGAACUCAGUGCCAACUACUUUACAGUGACGGCUAAUAGUGAUUAUGAUAAAUUUCUGCAAAAACUUUUGGACAAUAAAAAAGUUUGUCAUAAAUUCCCUAAAUUAGACGCAAAUAUAUUAGAUCUAG